Asparagus officinalis (garden asparagus) is the source of this 783-nucleotide messenger RNA. RefSeq names its product BOI-related E3 ubiquitin-protein ligase 1-like. The record is from RefSeq and is a predicted model, not a curated record. Bases 1 to 618 code for a protein of 205 amino acids. NCBI's taxonomy places the organism in Eukaryota, Viridiplantae, Streptophyta, Magnoliopsida, Asparagales, Asparagaceae. Gene Ontology annotation, molecular function: ubiquitin-protein transferase activity. The transcript has 3 exons.
AUGGCUGUUAAUUCUCAAAAUGGAAACAACCAGGAGAUUAUUUACAACAUGGAGCCCAAUCCUCAUCAGCCAUCACCACUUGCUUUACUCCCCAAUCUCUCCAGUGAAGAGAGAAGUUCGACGCACUUGACCUUGGCCAAAGUCCAACAUGCUCUUCGCCAACAGCAAGCGCAAAAUAAAUUCAUGGACUUCAUGAGAACACAAGCCAAGGCCCUUGAAAUCUCCGCCCAGAACCAACUGAACAAGUUCUUCGCUCGAAAGAACGCCCAAGUCAAGCAACUCAAGAGCACGAUCAAACAGUUGAGGGCUGAAAUCUCCCUGCUGACUUCCAAGACAAAAGAGCAGGAUAAGACCGUCGAGAACCUGAAAGCGAGGCUCAGAGACAUGACCGUGGAGGGGGGCGGGGACUCUGAGGAUGGGGAGUCGAUGCUGUCGUUGAUGUGUGAUGCGAGGCUGAAGGGCAUUUGUAGGGAGUGCGAGUACAGGAGGGCGGCGGUGGUGAUCUUGCCGUGCAAGCAUUUGUGUCUGUGUGAGGAGUGCAAUGAGGAGGUUGCUCCGGUGCCGUGUCAUAUUUGCAGGUGCAUUAGGUCUGGGUCUGUCACGGUUUAUCUGUCCUGAGUUCAAAUGUGUGUCGAAGUUCUUUGUUGUUAGGUGUUGGUUGAGUUUUAAUUUUGGUGUUUGUUUUUUUUUUUUUUUUUUGAAAGAUUGUUGUUGAAGAAUGUUGUAAUAAAGAGGAAGAGGGGAUUAUUUUUUCAAUGUUAUGCAAAUUUCUAUUGUAAUCAA